AUGAACGCCGUGAUGGACCUGACUAGAGGGUACCCAACUCCCUCAUCUGAAGUGACAGCUCCGCAAUCGCCAACUGCCCGUUCAGAGUCGGAAACUCCGUUUCAUCAUCCAUCUGGGCCUCCACCAAGAUGGUACAAGAGGAGGCCAGACAAGAGUAGAGGUAAAAGCGGGCAUCCGUAUGUGUGCGAAGCUAUGGUGAUGCAAACUCCCAGCGAGACACCUUUCAGAUAUGAGGAUAGUAAAUUCUGGCCGUUUGUCGGACCACUGAACCCCUGGAAAUUGCCAAAAAGUGUGGGAUGGGAAAGCUGGGAUGACUUUGAUGGAACAAUCGCACUGUGUGCUAAAGGCAAGGUCAUAUUAGCAAGAUGCAAGGAUGAUAACCCCUGGGAAGUAGUUUGGGAACUGGAGAUAGAUGAUUACCCGUACGCUGUCGCAUGGACAUAUCAUCCAUUCACAUGCUAUCCACUAAUAGCAACUGCCGGCGAAAAGGGCCUAAUCUAUAUCAUAAAUGCCAUAUCACGGCGGUGUGUGAGAAUAUUGAGAGGACAUGGUGGUGACAUAACGAGUCUCACCUUCCAUCCAUUACAUCCCCAUAUCCUAGCUUCCACCUCAUAUGACAAAACCACCAGGAUAUGGAAUAUCCUAGGCUCAGACCUCACUGAUUUUCCCGAGGGUGAUUCGCCAAGUAUGAACUUUCCUAUGGGUGAUGCGGACGAAGGGAAUUGUCUGUUCGCUAUACUCGCAGGUGAUUUCAAGGGGGGUCAUAGAGGUUACGUGGCAGCUGCGAACUUCCAUCCUACCAGAAAUGCGAUAGCCACCGUAGGUCUAGACCGACAAGUCAAGAUCUGGCCUUUACCAAAAUUUCCUAAACCUACUCUUAGUCCUCUCCCCACACCCAAAGGGUAUAGAGCGAAAAUCAUCUAUCAGCCGAUAUUCAGUACUACUAGAUUGCACAAAGAUUUCGUGGAUAAUGUUGAGUGGUUAAACGAAUAUAUCUUGAUUACUCGUUCCAGGAAAGAAUUCAAGAUUUGGCAAUGGCUAGGAUUUUCUAGAUAUUUCACCGAAAACGAUCCUUUACCUAGAAGUUUGGAUCCAAUAAGUCAGGAUUAUAUGGAUUCCGGAUCUUUCAUGCUGAUAUCGAAGUAUGAUAUCGGAUCCGACUGUUGGAAUAUGAAAAUGUCCUUCCAUCGACCAUUCGUCUUUCAACCGCAAGACGAGCAGGAGGAAGAAGACAAUUUGGUAUAUGGAGAUCCGUUGGUUGGUUUGGUCACGCAUAGCUCGAAAAUACCUGAAAUUGCAGUCUUAAAUCCGCUCUUAGCUCCCUCUGAAGAUGUACCUGCACCUAUCAACGAACUGAGGCCCAAAUCAAGGAGAGAGCGAGAGGAUUCUACGGCCUCAGGCUCGGAUAUGGAUGAUGAUGAAGAAGUGGAUUCAAUAGUGGAUUCAUAUUCGGAUUCCAGUAUGAACCAUCAAGAUGAUGACAUCAAUCUAACAGUGGAUGAAGAUCAAGAUGCAGUUACAGACGGACGUGUUGACGGUGACAGUACGCCAGCAGAACCAUGGCGUCUCAUACCGACCGAAUUUCAGCCAAUACGACAGAAACAUGCAAAGAAGGGAUACAGGAUAUACAACAGUUCGACCAACGUAUGUAAUGUGGCGAUCUCACCUAGAGGAGCGAAAUGGAUCGUGGGUGUCGGUGAACCUGGGACGGUGUUUGUGUGGAAGAUUGAUCAGGGUUGGAAGAUGGAGUAA
Molecule: messenger RNA, 1752 nt
Organism: Kwoniella mangroviensis CBS 8507
Lineage: Eukaryota; Fungi; Basidiomycota; Tremellomycetes; Tremellales; Cryptococcaceae
Exons: 8
Coding region: 1-1752 (583 amino acids)
Biological process (GO): heterochromatin formation; negative regulation of transcription by RNA polymerase II
Cellular component (GO): ESC/E(Z) complex
Molecular function (GO): protein binding; nucleosome binding
Source: RefSeq, a predicted model, not a curated record